Molecule: messenger RNA, 1581 nt
Organism: Fusarium coffeatum
Lineage: Eukaryota; Fungi; Ascomycota; Sordariomycetes; Hypocreales; Nectriaceae
Exons: 1
Coding region: 1-1581 (526 amino acids)
Molecular function (GO): zinc ion binding
Source: RefSeq, a predicted model, not a curated record
AUGGCGACAACUCCUCCCACUCUCCGAGAUUCUCAGCAACCGACUCCUACCGCAGCAUCAACUACAGCUUCAGCUGCUCCUACUCCUCCUGCCCUCUUAACUUCGGCCUCCGAGUCGAGCGAUGAUGGAAUCCAUCUGAGCCCGGCCGCAGCUCGUCGGUUCGCUCGUCGGAAUUUGCGCCGACAAUCUCCAACUCCCGACCUCGUUACAAGCCUUGUUCGACCGCCUUCGCCAGAUACUUUCUAUGUUGGGGCCCAAGUCUCUCAACACGCCAGACAAGAUGCCAGAGCCCGAUCCGAUCCUUCAUAUUCUUCAGGUCUCUUGAUACCGAAUGUUGACUCGGACCGACGGACGGGACCGAUGGUUUCUCCACAUCCAUCUUCUCUCGGCAUCCCUAAACGCUAUGGAGGAAAUUGCAUCUUCGACAUGUAUUCUCUGACAUAUGUUGCUGAGCCCGACCCCAACCUACUUUGUCCCAUCUGUCACGACCCUCUCGUGGACCCAGUUACAACGCCUUGCGACCACACAUUCUGUUACCGAUGUUUGCGGCAAAGCAUUGACUCCAGCCCAUCUGGAACCGCUUGUCCUAUUGAUCGCGAACCUCUAGCAUGGCCCAACUGCUUUAGCGCACCACGGCUCAUCCGUACGCAGCUUAAUAACCUCAAGGUUAAGUGCCCUUAUCAUGCUCGAGGAUGCAAGUCGGAAGUUCGAAGGGAGGUCGUCGAGGUGCAUGCUACGACAGAAUGUCGUUUCAAGGACUUUACCUGUCCCGGCACUGAUUGUGAUAAGAGAUUACGAUCCAAGCCGACAGAUGAUGCCUGCCCACACACAGAAGACAUGUGUCAGCAUUGCAAAUCGUCUUUCGAAGCUCCCGACCGCGAGCUUCAUCUCUUAUCCUGUCCCAUGAGCAAGACCCGCUGCGAGACAUGCUGGAAGCUUGUCUAUCGCAGCCAACUCAAAGCCCACGGCGAACUGGAAUGCGAAGGGACUAUCGUCAACUGUCUAUACAGCGAGUUUGGUUGUCCAGCUCGUAUCAUGCGUGGGCAGAUGGAUGCUCAUACCAUGGGCUGUGCAUUUCACCCAGAAACACCAUCGGGUAUGAUCAUCAGAUCACAAAGAGAAAUCAUACAGUCCUAUACCGACUUGGGUCAGCAAGUUCAACAACUACAAAACCGCCAGGACGAGACGAACCAACGUAUCACCGAAUUCAACUCAACUUUAAGUCGCCGAGGUACGGGUGAUUCUGUCGUGGGAGACAAUCGUACCAUACAAGAUCUCGACGCUGGUUUUGAAGAAGUUCAUCAGAACCUAACGCACCUCGAGGCGCGACAGAGCAUGUGGACUAUCAAUCAGAUCAUGCCUAUCCGCGAAGAGGUGACCGAACUGCGAAACAACAUCAACAUGAUCCGCAUGCAUGUCAACUGGCUCCUGAACCGAAGCCGCGAAGAAGGUCGCAUAAGAGCGGCCGCGAGCUCCGGGUCAACGGCGACUCUCCAAAGGGACAGGUCGGUAGAAGGCCCUCGUCUCUCGGAACGUCGUCGCUCAGCUAGUGUCGAGGGAGCAGAUCUGCCUCGUCUGUGA